Messenger RNA from Oppiella nova, 903 nucleotides. NCBI's taxonomy places the organism in Eukaryota, Metazoa, Arthropoda, Arachnida, Sarcoptiformes, Oppiidae. The record is from the annotation of a GenBank genome assembly.
AUGGGUUACCGGACAUCGAUGCCUACUAUUUCGCAUUUAAUCUAUAAUUUGGCCACAAAUCAAGUGAUUCAACAGAAGUUGAUCAAAGAGAUCGACGAAACUUUUGACGAUAAGCCUAAAGAUAAAAAGAAAGACAAAAAAAUAAAAGAAGAAGAAAAUAAAGUGAAAGUCAAUGAAAAAAGUGAUGAAAAGAAAGAGGAGAAUAAGGAAACGGAUGGACUCGAGGAAGAGGAGGGAAAGGGUUUCUUAGAAGCCAUCGAUGGGAUGCAAUAUUUGGACGCCUGUAUCAAAGAGACAUUAAGACUGUACCCACCCGUUCCCAUCAUUAAACGAAAGGCCACCACAGACACCAAAUUAGGCAACAUUUGUAUCCCAAAAAAUAGUGAAAUCUGGAUUCCUGUCAGCGCUGUUCAUAGAGAUCCCGAUUAUUAUUCAAAUGCUGAAGUAUUCAAACCGGAGAGGUUUCUGGCGAAGAGUAGGUCUAAGGUGAUAGAGGGCUCGUAUGUGGCCUUUGGUGGUGACGGAGCUCGAGGUUGUAUCGCACAGUCAGUGGCGUUACUCGAGAUAAAGUUGUGCUUAAUUAGCCUUUUGAAGAAUUAUAGGUUUGCCAAAUGUGGUCUCACCAAAGAAUUGCAAUACGAGUCGAGCAAUGAAAUGUUUGCUUCAAUGACUCCGACGAAUGUUUUCGUGAAAAUCAUCAAAAGAAUCAAAUACACGGAAUAUGUGAGUCGGGAAAGGGGUAUAAAUACAUAUGAGGACAGACACCGAUUGAUAAGACCUCCGUUGCCACUAAUACACAGCCAUAUUAGGGCGGCCGUCGAGAGGGCCCACAAAACACGACACGACGAGAAUAUAACGGCAGACAACACACUGUUAUGGGGUUUGCCUGUAUUCCAGGCAUAG